Messenger RNA from Naegleria fowleri, 2634 nucleotides. RefSeq lists its product as uncharacterized. The transcript is spliced from 2 exons. Gene Ontology annotation, biological process: amino acid transmembrane transport. NCBI's taxonomy places the organism in Eukaryota, Heterolobosea, Eutetramitea, Acrasida, Naegleriidae. The record is from RefSeq and is a predicted model, not a curated record. Bases 1 to 2634 code for a protein of 877 amino acids. Gene Ontology annotation, molecular function: amino acid transmembrane transporter activity.
AUGAAUCCCGAAGGUGAAGAAAAGGCUUUGGGUAACGGCCAAACUCUCUCACCAACAACAAUGAAACCAUCUCCAUCCUGGUCCUCAACCUCUCAACAACACAUGACUCGUCCAAAUGUAAAUAAUUAUGAUACUACAAUCAAUCAUGAUAAUAAAACUACGAGCCAAGAACCCAUCAAUUCUUCAACAGCAACUCUUCCUCUCGUGGUUUCAAUUCCUUCCCAUUCCGCUCUUUCCAGCUCCUCUACAACUUCAACUCCCUAUACUAUGUCAUCUCCCGGCCAAUUGCAUAACCACCACCUUCUCAACAACGGAAUGAUUUCAUCGCCUUCCCGUGGUAAUUAUCAUCAUUAUCCUCAUCAUGAGCAACAGCACGAACCAUUCUUUUCAUUCGGUUCUUCAUCGUCUUUUCAUUCGGCAUCAACAGCAGCAAUUCCCAAUCCGUAUGAUAUGAAUCCACAUGUGGUUGUUCCACAGCAGUCAAACCACCUCACUAUUGAUACCCAAAGUUCAAAACAUCAAGGGGAACAUGCUGUUCCUUUGAAUGAUGCCGACCAUUUUCAAACAUUUCCAUCAGUCUCUAGUCUUGGAAGAUUAGUCAAUGGCAUACCUAGCCCAUUAAUUCCGAUUGGAACCUCCUCAAAUGCUGCUGACAUGAAUAACAACACGAAAAUGCAAGUGUCAUCUUCACUCACACCUGGAAGCGUUUUGUCGCUUCGAACUGUCAACUCAUCUGUUUUCUCUCCCUCUCAACGCAAUGAAGAGUUGCAUUUUGAAAAUGCAAACAACACCUCAAUUAGUGCCACCACAAUUAAAAAUUCAAAAAGUGGAAGAAUGUUGGAUGUGAAGGCUUCAGCAGGAGUUUCCUCAUCAGUUACAGGCUUCACCGUUGGCAACACGAAAAGUUUUCAACAGUUAAGUAUUAAUAAUAAUACGAGCAAUAGUCCUGUCGUUCCAGUGUCAAGUCCAGUCAAUGUUGAAUAUUACCAUCAUGUAGAGAGUAAGGACGAUUUUAGUUUACUUGCAAGCAAACGAAAUGCUCCAACAACUGAAUUCCAUGAAGUAGAAUUGGACAGCAAAGCUAAAACUAAGAAUUUAUUUAAUGAAUCAAAUUCUGAAGACGAAGAAACGGUCAUAAGCACAGAUGAAGAUGAAUCACAUAGGCCGUCCGUUGACACAAGUAGAAGGAGCGUAGAAAUAUUAUUGAGGGAUGAUAUGGAUAUUGGAAAAGAUAAGGUGAAAACUGAAAAAUCAGAACGAGAGCACUUGUGGAGAGCCUACACCAAAACGAACAUGUUCUUUUGUGUGUGGAAUUUAAUUAACGAUGUCAUUAGCCCUGCAUCGGUUAGUGCUGGUUAUACUAUUGCUCAAGCAGGUUUGGGAGCAUAUAUUGUGAGCGUUCUCACUUUUGGAGUUGUCACGUUUUUUACACUCAUGUUGCUGUACGAUUUGGCGCACAUGUUUAAGGUCACAAGUUUCCCAGCAUUGAUGAAAAAAGCUUUGGGAACAGUAGGAUAUAUAAUAAUUUGCGUAUUUAUCUUUAUAUUUAAUUUUGGAGCUGUGUGUUCGGAAUUAAUUGAGAUCUCUCAAGUGUUGCCUGAUUUACUUUACACGAUUAUUGGAUAUGAAAGUAUAUUUACAAGUAGAUAUGCCAUCUUAAUUUAUGUUACCAUAAUUUUGCUUCCUAUUGCAAGUAUGAAGCAAAUGUCAAGUUUUAAAUAUGCAUCCAUGAUUUCUGUUUCUUCCAUGAUAAUUAUCGCCUUUUUAAUUAUGUAUGAAUGUGCAUUGGGAAGAAGAACUGUCAUGUACAGUGAUACUGCCUUUAACUUUGUUAGACCUCAAUACUUGAGUGCUAUGGGCUCGUUGAGUUUUGUGUUUGUUUGUCAUGAUAUAAGCUUUGAAAUAAUUGGAUCACUAAAAGACAACACCAAGAAACGAUACAUGAUGGUGGUUUUCUUUAUGCUUUGUCUUGCAGUUACCACUCUAUUUUUAAUGGGUAUUUCGAGCUAUUUAAUUUUUUUCGACACUAAUCUUAGAGAUGCCAAUGUUUUGGAUUUAUUUCCCAAGAAACUUACAAUGGCUAUUGUUGCCAGAAUUCUUGUGUGCGUAUCACUUGGACUGUCUAUAUGCUACAGUGCAUUCAUGCCUCGAUUUGCAAUUAUAACUGUUCUCAAAACGCUCAUGAAUUACAUGGCAGGCAUGAAGGAAAGGGAGCAAGAAAUGGAACUCAAACACAACAGCAGUAGUAGUGCCGAUGUCAUUGAUUCUCGUCCAAGAUAUAUCAAAUUUUUCACAUCGAAAACUGGAAAAGAUGUUUUGCAUUAUAGUGUCACUUUGUUUGUGGUACUUUCAGCCUUCUCCAUUGCCAUAGCAGUUUCCAAUCUUGGUGUCAUUAUUGGACUCACAGGUGCCAUUAGUGGCAGUUCCAUGGCCUAUAUUCUUCCAUGCCUUGCCUACAUUAUCCUCGAAAAGAGACAUCGACAACAGAAACAAGUGAGAGAAAUUAUGAUUCACUCACGAUGGCUUUUACUCAAGAGAAUUGCAGCCUAUAUUGUGUUAGCUCUAGGUUCUUUAUUGCUCGUAUCGAGUCUAGGAAGCAUAACAUACUUUGAGAUUGCAAAAGCAGCCACAUAA